GUCGGCGCUUGCGCUUGCGCUUGGCACGGCGACCUCGGCGACGAUGUUGGGCUCAUGAACGCACUAACAACUCACUCCUCACGCGAUACUUAAACACCAACACCGGCCGCUGUUGCCCCCACCUCGGCACGACGACCAUGACGCGCCUCUCCAACGUCGGCCAGCGCCUCUCCCAGUUCCAAGUCGGCAAGUUUCGUUACAACUCGCCAUGGACGCAGGUCGCGCUCGUGGGCUUUGUGUGCUUCUGCUCCGUGGGCAUGUUUAGCGCCAUCUCCAACCUCGGCGCGGGCGGCACCCAGGACGUGACGACGAGCAACAUCUCCAAUGGUGUGCUGUACGGCGUCUUCGCUAUCUCCGGCUUCUUCGCGGGCUCAAUCAACAAUGUCCUCGGCCCCCGCCUCACCCUCUCCAUCGGCACCAUGGGCUACUCGCUCUACCUCGGCUCGCUGUGGGCGUUCCAGGUGCACGGGUCCAAGGCGUUCCUCAUCGCCGCCGGCGGCAUCCUCGGCUUCACAGCGGCCUUGUUGUGGUCGGCGCAGGGCGCCAUCAUGCUCUCGUACCCGAUGGAGAAGGACAAGGGGCGUAGCUUCUCGCUCUUCUGGACCAUCUUCUCUAUGGGCGGUGUCGUCGGCUCGGGGAUCACCCUCGCGCUCGAGGCCAAGCAGUCGGCCGGCGGCGCCGUGUCGACCGGCGUCUACCUCGCCUUCAUCAUCAUCAUGCUUACGGCGAUCUUCUCGUCGUGGCUCAUCCUGCCGCCCAACUACGUCGUCCGCGGGGACGGCACCGUCGUCGAGCUCCAGGCCGCCCUCUCCGUCGCCCGGGAGACCAAGGAGUUCUUCAAGCUCUUCAAGGACUGGCGCAUGCUUGCCUUGUUCCCCAUGUUCUUUGUGUCGAACUAUUUCUACGCCUACCAGGCAUCCAUCAUCUCGGCGAUGUUCGUCCCGCGCGCCCGCGCCCUCGCGUCGCUCGUGACCAACGUUGGCGCCGUCAUCGGCGCGAUCCUCAUCGGCCUCCUCCUCGACAUGCUCCCCGGCAACCGCCGCAAGCGCACGCUCAUCACAUUCUUCAUCCUCGUGCUCGGCCAGGCCGUGAUGUGGGGCUCGGGCAUCGCCUGGCAGCGCCAGUGGGAGCGCAAGGAGCAUGGUGGGCCCGCCAAGGGUCUCCAAAUGGACUGGGACACCGGCAAGGCGCCCGGCAUCUUCUGCCUCCUCCUCGGAUACUACCUCGUCGACGCGGCGUACCAGGGCCUCGCGUACUACAUCAUGGGCAGCAUCACCAACGACUCAUUCCGCCUUGCACGCAUGACCGGCUACUACAAGGGCGUGCAGAGCGCGGGCGCCGCCGUCUCGUACGGCAUGGACGCCGUGCACACGCCCUACCUUACUUCGGUCAUCGUUGUCUUUUGCAUGAUCAUGUUCACGUUCAUCACCACGUUCCCCGUAGUCUGGGUCACGCGGUGCUCGGACGAGGAAAAGGAGCAAAAGCCCGAGCACCAUGUUUGGGACCUCCCCGCGGCGGCUGACGGGCACCGCCCGUCAAUCGCUGUGCCUGGAGCAGCGGAGAUUGAGCGCCAAAUCUCGCGGAAGGGUUCGAUGAGCAAGGACGAGCACGUGCACCGCGAGGACACGGUUUGAUAUGUCAUUGUAGUAUUGUUGUCCCGCAUAUCAUGGAAUUGUUGCCACC
Messenger RNA from Cutaneotrichosporon oleaginosum, 1683 nucleotides. RefSeq lists its product as uncharacterized. The record is from RefSeq and is a predicted model, not a curated record. NCBI's taxonomy places the organism in Eukaryota, Fungi, Basidiomycota, Tremellomycetes, Trichosporonales, Trichosporonaceae.